AUGCCAGUUAAUGAUCCGGGCAACGUAGUGGAAUUCUCUGAGGUUAUGAGUGAGAUUAUUACGAUCAUAGAGAAUAGUGAGGUUGAAUCAUGUAUAAUUUUAGGAGAUUUUAAUGCGCACCCAGGAACUGUGUUUGACAACGAGGUACUAAAUUUUUGUACUGAUGGAAAUCUUAUUCCGGCUGAUAUGCAGCUACUGGGGAGGGACUCUGACACAUACACAUUUGUGAGUGAUAUUAAUGGAGGGAGAAGAUGGCUGGAUCACUGCCUUGUUACUGAAUCGGUCCUACCAUUAGUUUCGGGGGUUGAAGUUCUUACGGAUGUGUAUUGGUCAGAUCACUUUCCUCUGUUGGUAAAGUGUAACUUAGCUAUGAUGAAACCUAUGGUGCAUAUGUCUAACAAACCAUGUAAUAAAGUUGUUUGGGGUAAUCGUAAUGAGCAGCAAAUUAGAAUGUAUAGUAAUAUUUGUAAUGGAAAAUUAAAAUGUAUAGAUUUUCCCUCUGAAUUCAAUUCAUGUUGUGAUACAAGAUGUGCUGACCUUCAGCAUAGAGAGGUCAUUGAUAGGUUUUAUGAUAAUAUUGUCAGCUCCCUGUCUCAGGCUGCAAUUGAGAGCUUUUUAAUAAAAAAGGGUGGGAGGGGUGGCUACAUAGUGGGUUGGAACAAGCAUGUAAAGGAUGCUCAUCGGGAGGCUCGUCUGAGGUUUAGUGAGUGGGUGUUGCAUGGAAAACCUUCCUCUGGGGUGUUCUAUAAUGCCAUGGCUGAAAGUAGGAUUCUCUUUAAAUCAAAACUCAAAUUUUGCCAGAACAAUCAAGAGCAAAUACAGAUGGACAUAUUGGCUAGUCAUCACAAAUCCAAGAAAUUUGGGAACUUCUGGAAACAUACCAAUAAGCUCAAUCACAGACAGGGCCUUCCGGCGAGUAUUCAGGGUGUGGUUGACCCUAAACAAAUUGCUAAUUUAUUUCAAGAACGUUUCAGAGUUCAGUCACCCUUGCAAGAAACUCAGAUGAUGCUCGGGGCUGGGAGUGUUGGCUCAGAGGCACCGUUUAAAGUCUCUUCAGAGGAUGUAUCAUCCAUAAUAGAAAAUAUGACAAGAGGUAAAUCUCCUGGGCACGACGGUCUGAGCAUCGAGCAUUUGCUGUAUGCGGGUGUUCACCUCUCCAGAGUUCUGAGUAUGUUUUUCACAUUUUGUAUAAGGCACUCAUAUCUUCCCAAUGAACUCAUGAAGUCUAUAGUUGUACCAAUUGUAAAAAACAAGACUGGCGAAAAUAGUGACAUAUGCAACUACCGACCUAUAUCGUUGGCAACUGUCAUUGCCAAGGUACUUGAUGGCGUGCUUGAGAGACAGCUCUGCAAAUAUGUUAAUGUCAAUGAGGCUCAAUUUGGAUUUAGACCGGGAUUAUCCACCGAAAAUGCAAUACUGGCGCUCAAGCAUACUGUCAGGUAUUACACUGAUCGUAGAACCCCUGUGUACGCCGCCUUUCUUGAUCUGUCUAUGGCCUUUGAUACGGUCAUAUACAGUAAGCUGUGGUCGAAGCUCCGUGAUACGACAUUGCCUGGUGACCUGAUUGGUGUUUUUGAAUACUGGUACUCACAUCAGAACAACCAGGUCAGAUGGGGGGAUGCGCUGUCGGAUCCUUACACAAUGGAGUGUGGGGUGAGGCAGGGGGGGGCUGACCUCUCCCACUCUCUUUAA
This is a messenger RNA of Amyelois transitella, 1692 nucleotides long. RefSeq lists its product as uncharacterized. Gene Ontology annotation, molecular function: catalytic activity. The record is from RefSeq and is a predicted model, not a curated record. The coding region runs from base 1 to 1692 and encodes 563 amino acids. The transcript has a single exon. Lineage: Eukaryota; Metazoa; Arthropoda; Insecta; Lepidoptera; Pyralidae.